Molecule: messenger RNA, 1722 nt
Organism: Pteronotus mesoamericanus
Lineage: Eukaryota; Metazoa; Chordata; Mammalia; Chiroptera; Mormoopidae
Gene: ADSS1
Product: adenylosuccinate synthase 1
Exons: 13
Coding region: 52-1425 (457 amino acids)
Biological process (GO): IMP metabolic process; 'de novo' AMP biosynthetic process
Cellular component (GO): cytoplasm
Molecular function (GO): adenylosuccinate synthase activity; GTP binding
Source: RefSeq, a predicted model, not a curated record
GGCGGGGCCGGCGGACUCUCGGCGUCCAGCGCGGCGGGCAAGCCGGGCAGCAUGUCGGCGACCCGCGCCUCCAACGACCGGCCGCCCGGCGCGGGCGGCGUCAAGCGGGGGCGGCUGCAGCAGGAGGCGGCGGCGACCGGCUCCCGGGUGACCGUGGUGCUGGGCGCGCAGUGGGGGGACGAGGGCAAAGGCAAGGUGGUGGACCUGCUGGCCACGGACGCCGACAUCAUCAGCCGCUGCCAGGGGGGCAACAACGCGGGCCACACCGUGGUGGUGGACGGCAAGGAGUACGACUUCCAUCUGCUGCCCAGCGGCAUCAUCAACACCAAGGCCGUGUCCUUCAUCGGCAACGGGGUGGUUGUCCACUUGCCGGGCUUGUUUGAAGAAGCAGAAAAGAACGAGAAGAAAGGCCUCAAGGACUGGGAGAAGAGGCUGGUCAUCUCGGACCGCGCCCACCUCGUGUUCGAUUUCCACCAGGCGGUCGACGGGCUCCAGGAGGUGCAGCGGCAGGCCCAGGAGGGGAAGAACAUCGGCACGACCCGGAAGGGGAUCGGACCCGCCUACUCGUCCAAGGCGGCCCGCACGGGCCUGCGCAUCUGCGACCUGCUGUCUGACUUCGACGAGUUCUCCUCCAGGUUCAAGAACCUGGCCCACCAGCACCAGUCCAUGUUCCCCACGUUGGAAAUAGACGUUGAGGGUCAACUCCGAAAACUCAAGGGCUUCGCCGAGCGCAUCCGGCCCAUGGUCCGAGACGGCGUCUACUUCAUGUACGAGGCGCUCCACGGCCCCCCCAAGAAAAUCCUCGUGGAAGGUGCCAACGCAGCCCUCCUGGACAUCGACUUCGGGACCUACCCCUUUGUGACGUCAUCCAACUGCACGGUGGGCGGCGUGUGCACGGGGCUGGGCAUCCCCCCGCAGAACAUCGGCGACGUUUACGGCGUGGUCAAGGCCUACACCACACGCGUGGGCAUCGGCGCCUUCCCCACCGAGCAGAUCAACGAAAUCGGCGACCUGCUUCAGAACCGCGGCCACGAGUGGGGGGUGACCACGGGCAGGAAGAGGCGCUGCGGCUGGUUGGACCUGAUGAUCCUGCGAUACGCUCACAUGGUCAACGGGUUCACCGCGCUGGCCUUAACGAAGCUGGACAUCCUGGACGCCCUGGACGAGAUCAAAGUCGGUGUCUCCUACAAGCUGAACGGGAAAAGGAUCCCCUAUUUCCCAGCUAACCAGGAGAUCCUGCAGAAGGUCGAGGUGGAGUACGAGACGAUGCCUGGGUGGAAAUCAGACACCACGGGCGCCAGGAAGUGGGAGGACCUGCCCCCACAGGCCCAGAGCUACGUUCGGUUUGUGGAGAACCACGUCGGAGUGGCAGUGAAGUGGGUUGGUGUCGGCAAAUCAAGGGAUUCGAUCAUCCAGCUGUUCUAGACGGUGAUCGCGCGGCCCCAGGGGGCGCGCCCGCCCACGUCCUGGGCGGCAGAGCAGGCGCGUGAGACCGGGGCAGGGAGCUGCUCCCCCGCGUGGGCGUCGGCUGCGAGCCCUGGCUCAGCCCGCGGACCCUGCGGCUGCGCGGAAGCCCGGAAGCCGGUGCGGCGCACGGCCGCACGCCCCUGCCGCUCGGAGCGAGCCCCGCGCUGGAGGCACGGACUCUGGCGGCACGUUCGUGCCACGUGGCUGUGUGUCUGGCCAGAGCAGUUUAGCAAUAAACAUCCAAGGGCCAUUGAA